CAUGCGUUAAGGGCUAGGUGGCCAUUUUGGAUUCUGUCGUUCGACGACAACCACGAAAACUCUGAAAUAUGAAAAUGCAAGAGAUUUAACAAAAAAUUCUAAAACACAACCAGGAGGGAGGUUGUGUUGGAAUGGCUGAAGAAAUUGUCAUUUUUGCAAAGUUUCUGUAAAGUUUAAGUGACUUGGGUACUUUCACAAAAUUUCAAAAUGAGCAGCUCGGCUACUUCUGAAAGUUGUGAGACACCAGGUUUAAAUGCUAGCGCUAUAAAUGGACAGUAUUUGAUGGAGAAAAACCAAAUGAAUGGCCAGAAUAAUUUGGCUAUUGGUCACAGUGACCAAAAAGCGAUUAAGGAGGCUCCCCCUCCAAGAAAGGAAGACUACUCUAGUGACAUGGGCAUUUUUAACAGCAAAAAUGGGCCAACGUUUGAUGGCACACCUAUAAAUCUACUGGAUGAGAGAUCCUUUGUAAUGAAUGAUAAGAUGAAAAACUCACUCAGGGAUUUUAUGAACAAAAUGUCUGAAAAUACUCCAACCCUUGGAAAUCUCUUAGCCAAAACAAAAUACACUGGGUUAAAUUCCAAGGACACCAGAAGUGUGAUUAAUAUGAAUGCGACCCCGUCCCCCACCACCUCCACCACCACCACCACCCCCACUGUGUCAGGUGGAGCCAAGGCGGCAUCCUUAGGAAACUUGUUUGACAAAAUGCAAGAAAUGCAAAACUCUACAACUUCUGAUGAGAAAACCACAGAGAAAAAUAAUAAAGGCAAUGCAGCAGCAAGUGUAGAAUCAGUGACCAAUAAAAACUGUAAUGAAGUGAUUGAGCUUGAUGACAGUAUAGAAGACAAAGAAAUAGAAAAAAACAACUGUGAUUUAUCUGUGCAAUCAAAUGAUCUCAAAGACAAAUGUAACCAGAAGAAAUCUGAAGAUGAACUCCUAGAAAUAAGUUCUGAUUCAGAUAAUGAAGUCAAGCAAAAACUUCAGAAAGAGGAGAGGAAGGAAAAUGACAUGAAACCAGAGGAGGAGGACAAGUUGUUGGCAUCAGAUGAGGAUGAUACUCGACAAUCAGGGGUAUCUACAGCCAGUCACCACUCUCAGGAAACCAUCGCUAAAUGUGAGGAUUCUCAGGAAUCAAUGAAUAAAUGUGAGGACUCGCAAGAAUCUAUUGGUAAAUUUGAGGACUCUGGAGAAUCCAUCAGUAAAUUUGAGGACUCUCCAGAAUCCACCAGUAAAUUUGAGGACUCACGAGAAUCCACCAGUAAAUUUGAGGAUUCACGGGAAUCCACUAGUAAAUGUGAGGAUUCGCGGGAUUCUGCAGACUGUGAAAAAGGGUCUGACAGUAACAAUGGAAAAGACAAUGAAAGUGCAUCAGAAAAAAUGGAAGUUGAUGAAGAGGAAGAAGAAAGUGAUAGUGAAAGUGUAAAAAAUGAGGAUUCGGAUAGCAAAUCAUCUGAAGACAGCAAGAAAUCAGACUCUGGGGACAAAAAGGUAGAAAAGGGUAUAAAUGAAAAGAAAAGACCAGCAAACUUUGAAGAUGCACUUGCCUUCGGACCAAAGCGUACCCGAUUGGACAUGGUAAUAGGAAAGCUAGGAUCCCAAAUUGGAAUAUCUCCUGAGAGUUUGAAAGACGAGGAAAUGUCUGACACCGAUACAGCAACUGAAUCCACACCAACACCUACUGAGGACACUGAGGAUGAAGAUGAGGAAAACAGUUUACAACGAAAGAAAAAGAAACCUCCAGUUAGGCUGUCCGAAAAGGCAUUAGAUAAGAUGGUAAAAACCAAAGUCCUCAACCAUCUGAAGACUCAGAAAGAUGGCAUCGUAGCAGAACUUCAGCAGAAAGUGGAGGAGCUGCAAGCGUCCAAUGACGGCUGGAAGCAGAGGGUGAAGGAGCUGGAGAAACAGAUCCUAGAGGUCACAGUCCUACAGCAGAAGCACGAGAAACGCAAAGCCAAAACCGCGGCUCUAAGGCAAAUCACCACAAAGAAUGUUGGGGUACAAGUGGAUUCUCAAAGGGCAGCUGCAGCCAUAGGUCAGUUACAGCAGCAGCAGGUACAGCAGACUACACCAGUGAAGUCUCCCACCCCCAGGCCAGCCAGCAGAACCCCCACCACCACUGUCCAGACCCCACCCACCACUAAACAGGGCCCAGUUCUCAACAUCACUAAGAGCACCUCGGCCUCGCCUCAGCUGGUGCCACCAAGGUCCACCCUCAACCCAGUCCCAAACAUUCCAAUUCUUAAAACUCAGACCACUGCACAAUCUCAGACAGGGUACGUCAGUCAAACGGCCCCUGUUGUUGCUUUGGCAACAUCCCCAUCAAAUACUGCAGAUAACAGCAAGGGACCAUUUCCAUCCAACCAGACUGUCAAAAGUAUUUUGGAUAACAGUCGCGGUCAGAUUGCACAGCCUACAGGCAAUUCUCGGGUCAGACCAGUACGAGCAAUGACUCCAGCAACACAGAUCAAUACCAUUAUAUCGCCUCCCACAAUUCCCAAUCAGAUGACGUCAUUUAUAGUGGUACCUACCCCAGCUCCAAUACCCAACACCAAACAAAAUGUUUCAGUUGUCACAACACCAGUGGUGAACCAACCCAUUCAACAAGCUCAACAAUCACAGCAGGUGCAAACAAAGUCAGUCAAAGUCAUUGAUCUUACUAUGGAAGAGGAGGCGAACAGAAACCUGGCUAACAGGGGAGUGGCUUUAUCCAUGUCUCAGAACCAAGUGCUUGUUCCAACAGGACAAGGACUGCCUCAGGGUCUCAUCCUUGGAAAUCCAGCAACAUCGAUUCUAAGGAACGGUCAGCAACCCGCUUACCAGAUAGUUUUUAGCUCCACCAGUCAACCCGUGCGUCUAACGUACGCGGCCCCCAUUCCCAACACCAGUAUGAGACCUGCAGUGGCUGGGACCACUGUUGUUGCAUCUACCUCUCAAACUAUAGCAGCUAUGCCUCAGCUGAGACCUGGCCAAGCUGCCGGUUCUCCAGCUAACCCCAGGCAACCACUGCCUGUAACAUCAGCUCAGCAAAGACCACCUCCUCCCCUGCAGUAUGGGGCUCAGGGUGCCAAUAGAGUAGCAAACACAUCCCUGACGACUGUAGCACCCCCUCCACUCGCCCCUCAACACCCUGCUCCCUUGCCCUCCAUUACCUCAGCAGUGGCACCAGGUCAGAAACCAUUACCUCCAAAGCCCAGUUUGAAGAUCUCCAGAGUGAGCCAGGGUAUUGUGCUGUCAUGGAAUAUGACUCUGAAUGAGACACCCCAUGCUGACAUAGCAUCAUAUCAACUUUUUGCAUAUCAAGAGGGCACUUCAACACCCAGUACAACUCUAUGGAAAAAGGUGGGGGAUGUGAAGGCGUUGCCUCUACCCAUGGCCUGUACUUUGACACAGUUUCAGGAGGGGAACAAGUACCACUUUGCUGUCCGCCCCGUGGAUGCACUGGGGCGUAACGAAAUUGCAGCCGUUUUCAAUGCUAGACCGUUGACCUGGACUGAGGCUAGUUCGAACUGCUCACUACUUGGACCAAACAUUCAAACUGAGCUGACAACUGCCAAAAUUUCUACCCAGGGAGUCCACGUGAAGGGGUGGAUUGGCGCAUACAAAGGGAGUACGGCGUGGCUAAAUAUUAAAGGAUGCUACAGGGUCAAUACAAGUGAUCUUUUCUCGGUCAGAAGAUCCCAGCUCCACAGCAAGUACCAGAUAGGGAGGUGUACAGAAGACUGUACUAACAGCACCAUCUACGGACUCUCGGAGGGUUUGUGCUUCUGUUUUACAUCUUUUCCCGCGCUUCUGUCAAAGUGUACAGCCAGACUGUGCAAUGGUUCAACAAGCGAUUUCUGUGGGGGACCAGUGAACAUUGGAUCCCAAUCAACCACAGACAUCAUGUUCUACACUCAAAACACUCAGAUAUCAUUACAAGAAUUUGGAGACGCUCAAUGUAUUCUGGGCCGACAGGGAAGUGGUGAAAACCUGGGGACGGCGUACACCUACCAGACCUCGCGGUGUCAGGAUCUCGUGGCCAGCUUCGUCUGCCUCUCAGGUACAUACGUGGAGGUCCUGUACACCGUGUCGAGCCGCGUGAACUGGACGGAGGCCGUGCUGUCCUGUAGUAAACCCGGCUACACCAUUGCUGACACCUACUCCUUCAAUAAAUUCCUAGAGGAAGAACGCCUGAUCCUAUUUUGGGUAGGAAUAUUCAGGAGGGAAUUCAUAAAAAUAGACACAGCGAUCCCUUACAAUCCCCACAUAAGCACCCUGUGCACCGCUGCCAGCGUUCUACUAGAUGGAACCCUUCAGCUUUCAUAUGAAAACUGUACUCAGAAGUUACCUUCAUGGUGUGAAGUUUCCAAAAACCCAAUCACCACAAGACCCCACAAACCCGGAAGAGGCAAUCUCAUCACCAUUUUCAUUUCACUGGCAUUGCUUGGCACAAUAGCUGUGAUUGUUAUAGCUACGAUAUUUUUUCUCAGGAAACGAAUAGCAAGAGAAGUUCGCAAGGCCUGGAUUCACUCAAAAAAUUACAGCGCGCACAAAAACAGCCUCACUGGAAGUAUAGGUCACACCAAAACCCCAACAGACGCACCUCAGCAAAAUAAUGAUGAAUAUGACCACACUGGUUUAUCACCAAAUACGACGGACAGAGGACCGGGUUAUGCCUCUGUACACCUCGGCAAUUCUGGUCAGGAUCCAUCGUCCUCGCGGAUUAACUCGACAUACGAUCAUCUCAGCCGACAGUCUCCCCAGACACACGCUCCAAGUAUCUACGAUCACUCCAGUUACAAACAGAACAUUGUUCAAACUGAUGACGUCAUUCAAACAGCAGACGAUUAUGACCAUAUAGACAGACGCGUUCAAAAAACAAAAGACAGCUUACUCGCUGAGAUGAGAUCCCAGCUCUGCCAGUGUUUUCUCGUGCUCCUCACAAGUUUUCUGUACUUCUUUAUGACGUUGUUCCAGUGUGGCGUAGUCCUGAAAGAAUGCAUGGCCAUUGGAAUGAAGGUUUCGCCAUGCACACAAGUGAUAGUGAUGGUUUUAACACUUGGAUUGCUGUGUGAAGUCCAUGCCCAAAACUACCACUUCAGCAAUGGAUGGCAGCCUGGCAAGAGAAGCUACCGAGGGUGUACUGUACGGCCAGAAAUACGCUCCAUUUUAUUCAAAAUCAUAGAGGAUGAAGUUGAAAGAAUACAAAAAUGUUCACAUUCUAACAUUGAAGAUGUUUUCUCAUUAAUACAGGAAAAAACUGGUGUGGAUGCCCGUGAAGUGUAAUUAGAGAAGAUGACAUUAGCUCUGCAGGACAGAUGGACAGACAAUGAAUGAGUUUAGUGUGAUGCAGAAUAUUUCAAUAAAUUUUUAUUUCUCUCAAUACAA
Messenger RNA from Magallana angulata, 5364 nucleotides. RefSeq names its product activating transcription factor 7-interacting protein 1-like. The transcript is spliced from 23 exons. NCBI's taxonomy places the organism in Eukaryota, Metazoa, Mollusca, Bivalvia, Ostreida, Ostreidae. Gene Ontology annotation, cellular component: transcription regulator complex; nucleus. Bases 208 to 5262 code for a protein of 1684 amino acids. The record is from RefSeq and is a predicted model, not a curated record. Gene Ontology annotation, biological process: regulation of DNA-templated transcription. Gene Ontology annotation, molecular function: protein binding; transcription coregulator activity.